AUGGAGAAGCAAACCACCAACUUGGAGAAGCAGGUGCUGGCUGAAGACCCUCCGCGGCAUUCAUCUACCCUCGUGGCAAGCCCAGAACAAGGCGGCAUGGAAGUUGCCAAUGACAACGCAAAAGCUAGUGUCACCGAUGAAUAUCCGCAUGGUGCCCGCCUGGCUGCUGUUGUGCUUUCACUCAUGCUGGGCAUGUUUUUGAUAGCACUCGACAACACCAUCCUCGGCACGGCUAUUCCCAAAAUAACGGAUGAAUUCCAUGACCUGAACAAAGUGUCGUGGUACGGUUCGGCUUAUUUGAUGACAUUUGGCUGUGGCUUCCAAUCAACCUGGGGAAAGUUUUACAAGUACUUCCCGAUCAAGAUUUGGUUUCUCGUUGCCGUAUUUAUUUUUGAAGUGGGCAGCCUCAUCUGCGCCGUCGCUAAAAACCCUACAACUCUGAUAGUCGGCAGGGCUAUCGCUGGCUUCGGCGGAGCCGGAGUUGGUGUGGGAAUUUUCACGAUUAUCGGGUUCGCUGCGCCUCCUGAGAAUCGUCCACAACUUUUGGGCUUUACUGGAGCAACCUAUGGCAUCGCCGCUGUCUUGGGACCACUGAUCGGCGGAGCUUUCACUGACAAAGUGUCGUGGCGUUGGUGCUUCUACAUCAAUCUGCCCAUCGGGGGAUUAGCUGCCGGGUUGAUCUUCUUGCUCUUCAAGACCCCUGGUAGCGCAGCCCCGGCAAAGGCUACACCGAAAGAGAAGUUCUUGCAAAUGGACCUCGUCGGCGCCACCCUUAUGAUGGGAUUGAUCGUUUCAUUUAUCCUGGCGCUACAAUAUGGCGGCCAAACACAUUCCUGGAAGAGCAGCGAGGUUAUAGGACUGCUCGUCGGCUUUUGUGUGUUUAUUCUAGCCUUUGUGGCUUGGGAAACCUACCAGAAGGAGCGUGCAAUGAUUGUUCCACGGCUGUUCAUGAAAAGCUACAUUUCCGUGGGCUCCAUCUUCAUGUUCUUCUUUGGCGGCGCCUACUUCAUCGUCCUUUACUAUCUGCCGAUCUAUUUCCAGAGCGUCUAUAACAGCAGUCCAAUUGGAUCUGGUGUGAAAAUGCUCGCCCUCAUCAUUCCACUAACCAUCGCUGCCAUCCUACAGGGAUUUGCGCUAUCCAAAAUCCGCAUCGUACCUCUUUUCUGGGUUAUAGGUGGCGGUUUGGCAACCGUCGGCUCUGGCCUAUUCUAUACCUUUAAUACUGAAACAUCUAUUGGCAAGUGGAUUGGGUAUCAGAUUAUUGUUGGCCUCAGCACGGGUUGGACAUUCCAGAUUGCCAUGUCAAACGCGCAAGUCCAUGCUUCACCAGAGGACAUGUCGCAGGCUACAGCUAUCCUUAAUUUCUUCAUGACCGUUGGUGGAGCUUUCUUUCUCGCAGCAGCACAAUGCGCCUUCAACAAUCAGCUGAUUAAAACAAUUGCCGUAAAACUCCCCGAAAUCGACCCCAGGGUAGUUAUUACGACCGGUGUGACACAAAUCCGGGAAGCUUUUAACGGGACGCAAGUUUCCAUCAUCGUGGAUGCCUACAUGGUUGGUCUGAAAGCUGUCUUUGUGAUUACAAUUGCCGGCUUUGGUCUCGCCACCGUGGUUGGAUUCUUUGGUAGCUGGAAGAAGAUCCACAGUGAUGAGCUGAAGAAGGCGACUGGUGGCGCUGCAUGA
Penicillium expansum is the source of this 1680-nucleotide messenger RNA. Its product is annotated as MDR family MFS transporter. Gene Ontology annotation, molecular function: transmembrane transporter activity. The transcript is spliced from 6 exons. Gene Ontology annotation, biological process: transmembrane transport. Bases 1 to 1680 code for a protein of 559 amino acids. NCBI's taxonomy places the organism in Eukaryota, Fungi, Ascomycota, Eurotiomycetes, Eurotiales, Aspergillaceae. The record is from RefSeq and is a predicted model, not a curated record.